Verticillium dahliae VdLs.17 is the source of this 1059-nucleotide messenger RNA. RefSeq lists its product as uncharacterized. The transcript is spliced from 4 exons. The record is from RefSeq and is a predicted model, not a curated record. Bases 1 to 1059 code for a protein of 352 amino acids. NCBI's taxonomy places the organism in Eukaryota, Fungi, Ascomycota, Sordariomycetes, Glomerellales, Plectosphaerellaceae.
AUGGCGGACCUGCCUACCAUCAUCAGGACCGAGACGAGGGGGCCUAUGGGCGUCGGUAUAGCCGUGGGGUUUGUCUCUGCUUCUGUACUUUGUCUUGCAGGUCGAUUCUACACUCGUGGAGUGAUUCUAGGAUCCAUCGGCAAAGAUGACUGGAGCAUACUGGUGGCAACCUGGCUCUUGGUUGGUAUCCUCAGCUAUAACCUGGGUCUCAACGUUGUGAAGCUGGGCUUCCUCUUCCUGUAUCGACGAAUCUUCGAACAACCAAUAAUGCAGAAAGUGUGCUACUGGUUCAUCAUUUUCGUCUGCAUGUGGACGUGCGUACAGGCUAUUCUUCUGUCGCUCGCAUGCCUCCCGAUCUCGUUCAUUGUUCCCAGUAUGGUUGGGAAGUGCCUCGAUACACUGCCCAUCUGGUAUUUCUCCUCCGGCAUGAGUAUGGCGACCGACAUUAUGAUAUUCUGCAUUCCGAUUCCUUCGGUGUUGAAGCUUCAACUCCCUCUGAAGCAGAGAAUGCUGGUUCUUGCUGUUUUUUGCCUCGGCUUCUUUGUUUGCAUCAUCUCAAUUUACCGCAUAUUCACUCUUCGAGCCGGAGUCAUCAGUACCGAUGCAUCGUGGGAUAAUAUUAGCGUUGCAAUCUGGUCCUGCCUCGAGCUCAAUGUUGCCAUUAUCGCGUCUUCACUACCAACAUUGCGCCCCCUUAUCGCCCGUAUUCUUCCAGGCGCUGGCCUCUCAUCCGCGCGCAACUAUCGCAAUACAUACCAUCGGCACGGCUCGGCAUCGGCAGCCAUGGCGCAUAGUGGUUUCCAGUCCACCGAGAGUAGAAGCCAGAAAAUGCGCAGCACAAGCACAGAGGAGCUGGCGCUCGACGAUUUCAGAACCGAAAGUCCUGCUGCCAGUGUUCCCACAGGAAUCCAUUCCCACGUUUCUUCGGACACAAGCAAGAGCUUCAAUCGACAGGACAAUCCGGAGGAGCAUCGCAUCGUCAAGACAACAGAGAUAUCAGUGGAUGUCAGACACCACGGCUUGAGACUACGAACCAUGUCCGGCAACGGCAUCCUUUGA